GACACAGCUGUAAGACUCUGCCAGCCGUUCUCGGCAUUUGAUCUCGCAAGGGCUUCUGAUAUCCUAGUCUUCAUCAUUGGCCUGACACCAAAUCUCGUUGGAAUGCUCAGUCAUGCGCCAUCGACAAGUCUAUCCCCAUCUUCAUCUACUCUUAGUAUAGAGCUCUCUGAUGCACACCCUCCUUCCCCACAAGGUUGUUCUGGCCUCUUCAUCUAUUAGAUUACCCACAGCUCAAGAGCCGAACAACAACCGAUAAUACGGGCACACCCACGGAGAAACUACCAUCUCAGAAAAUACUUGCACCAAUGGUAUCAGCCAUACUCGAUGUCAAGAUUGUUCAGAUUACUCCAUGCGUAUAGUCUGUAAGAUGACACCUGCUCGCGGGGGCACAACGGUCCCACCGUACAAGCUUUCAUAAAGCUUAAGUAUCUUAGCUUUUCUCCACCGUUUCUUACUCUACAGGACUCUGUUCGAUGUUGACAGAAUGAUUCAUCUCACUUUACUUCAUCUGUGGGCUCUGCUCGUACCAGCGCUUGCUGGUAUGACCAAGACCGGUACUCUCUGCACCGUUACUCCAUCCGGCACCAAGGAUGACAGCCCGUCCAUCAUGGACGCCUUCAAGCAGUGUGGCCAGAACGGUCAGAUCGAGAUUACGAAAGGUGACUACAACAUCGCCAAAGUCAUGGACGUCCUGGACCUCAACAACUGUGACAUCUCCAUCCGCGGCAAACUAACUUGGAGCGACGAUAUCCAGUACUGGGUACGCAACAGCGUUAGUGUGACAUAUUCUCAACGAAGUACAGCAUUCCGUCUUGGUGGUGAGAACUUCACUGUGCAAGGCCAUGGUGAAGCACUCUUCUUUGGCAAUGGGCAGAAGUGGUACGACGUGAACCGUGAUGGGAGCAACAUGGCCGGUAGACCCAUUAGUCUGACUCUCUGGCAUGCGAAGAACGCAUGGAUUGAUGGAAUUACUUGGAGGCAGUCGCAGUUCUGGCAUACAUUCGUCGCCUACUCGCAGAACAUUACGAUGACAAACCUUGACAUGAACGCCACCUCAUCUUCCCAAUGGGGUACCGUCAAUACUGAUGGCUUCGAUAGCUGGAACUCCCAAGAUAUUGUGCUAAAAAAUUGGGUGGUGACAUGCGGCGAUGACUGCAUAUCGGUUAAAGGCAACAGUAAAAACAUCUAUGUUAAGAACGCCACCUGUUACGAGUCUGGCGCCAUGGUGGUUGGUUCAAUGGGCAAUCCCACAAACGUUCCCGAGACGGUAGACAACGUACUCUUCGAAGACAUCACUGCCAUUCACAGUUCCAACGCGGCCUGGAUCAAAACAUACCCUGGCCAAGGCCAUGUGAAGAACGUCACCUUCCGAAACAUCAAGUUUCAGGACGUCAACCAGCCUAUAUACGUCUCCCCGUGUAUUUACAGCUACCAGAACUGCGAUUCGAGCCGCUUAACGAUCAGCGACAUUACUUGGGAAAACGUUACGGGCACCUCGAGAUACAACGUCGCCGCGGCUAUCUACUGCAGUCGCGGUGCACCUUGCACGGGUUUGAAGUUCAAGAACAUCGACAUCAAACCCAAGAAUGGUGGUAUGGGGAAGAUUUUAUGCUCGAACAUGAACAGCGACAGUGGGUUGGCAUGUACCGGCACCUGCCCAGCAGGAUGGAAGCAGCAGUUGAGCGGCAAUGCUUGAACUUGAGUGCUGUCGUUAUU
Alternaria rosae is the source of this 1716-nucleotide messenger RNA. RefSeq names its product pectin lyase fold/virulence factor. The transcript has 4 exons. The record is from RefSeq and is a predicted model, not a curated record. NCBI's taxonomy places the organism in Eukaryota, Fungi, Ascomycota, Dothideomycetes, Pleosporales, Pleosporaceae. Gene Ontology annotation, molecular function: polygalacturonase activity. Gene Ontology annotation, biological process: carbohydrate metabolic process. The coding region runs from base 485 to 1696 and encodes 403 amino acids.